Molecule: messenger RNA, 616 nt
Organism: Olea europaea var. sylvestris
Lineage: Eukaryota; Viridiplantae; Streptophyta; Magnoliopsida; Lamiales; Oleaceae
Exons: 5
Coding region: 191-616 (141 amino acids)
Source: RefSeq, a predicted model, not a curated record
CAAGUGGAUCAGGGCUUAUCCACCCAUUUUGAGAAUCCUCAAAGAAAUUCAGAUUUAUCUUUUUAUUUCCAUGAUAGACCCAAAUAAAUUCUUCAUUGAUUGAACGCGAUUUUAGUGCACGGAAACAGGAUUACUGACCUGCAAGCACUGCCAUUGUAAUUCGUAUGCGUUGAAGAAUCCCACAUAUCAAAUGGUUCGGACUUCAAAUUCCAGUUCGGUGGCUGAACAAACGAAGCUGGUAAUACAGAACAGCCAUGGUGAGAAGCUCGUUGGGAUAUUCCAUGAAACGGGCUCUCCGGAGCUUGUAAUUAUAUGCCAUGGAUUCCGUUCCUCGAAGAAUCGCAUCCCUAUGGUGAACCUCGCGGCUGCUUUUGAAAAAGAAGGAAUUAGUGCCUUCCGUUUUGACUUUUCUGGCAAUGGGGAAAGUGAAGGAACAUUUCAGUAUGGUAACUACCGUAGAGAAGCUGAUGAUCUAAGAGCUGUGGUCAAACACUUCCGUGAGGAGAAACGAUGUGUAGUGGCAAUUAUUGGGCACAGCAAAGGUGUUCUAGAUACAUCUCUGCAAACUGACCAUUUUUUUUUUUUUUUUUAUUGUUGUUUUUUCCCUGGUUCUUAG